Messenger RNA from Naumovozyma castellii, 486 nucleotides. RefSeq names its product glutathione peroxidase. The record is from RefSeq and is a predicted model, not a curated record. The transcript has a single exon. Lineage: Eukaryota; Fungi; Ascomycota; Saccharomycetes; Saccharomycetales; Saccharomycetaceae. Bases 1 to 486 code for a protein of 161 amino acids.
AUGUCUGAAUUCUAUAAGCUAACUCCAAAGGAUAAGAAGGGGGAAGACUACCCCUUCUCACAACUAAAGGGCAAAGUCGUCCUGAUAGUGAACGUUGCCUCCAAGUGUGGGUUUACUCCGCAAUACAAGGAAUUAGAAGCUUUAUAUGAGAAGUAUAACGAUAAAGGUUUGGUUAUCAUCGGGUUCCCAUGUAAUCAGUUCGGUCAUCAAGAACCGGGCACUGAUGAAGAGAUUGGACAAUUCUGUCAAUUGAAUUAUGGUGUCACUUUUCCAAUUAUGAAGAAGAUUGAUGUUAAUGGGAAGAAUGAAGAUCCUGUUUAUGGCUUCUUAAAGUCUCAAAAAUCAGGAAUUUUGGGGUUUAAAGGUAUCAAAUGGAAUUUCGAAAAAUUUUUGGUCGAUAAGAAUGGAAAAGUUUAUGAAAGGUAUGCCUCUUUGACUAAACCUUCUUCUAUUGAUGAAACUAUUGCUACUCUUCUAAAGGAAUGA